CCUUUCUUUUUGGAACAAGUACCAAGCCCCUUCUCUUUUCUCUUGUGUAUUUGCUAGCUUAAAAUAUCGUCCGCAGUCUGCUAAACCUCAGGCGACGAUUUGGCGGAAGAAUUCAGGCACUGAAGUCUGCGAAGGAGUGGAGUACGACUGAGCCAUCGAGGAAGAGCCGAAGAGGUGUGACCCUGUGAGUCCCUGUCCGGCAAUCCGGCCGUCCGCCGUCCCUGACUGCUCUCUGCCUUCUCUAGUAUCGCACUGCAUCUUCCUUCUCCCAAACCAAUAUGUAUAGGGGACUUUUAUGAAGUUCGACUGAGGCUUGAGUUUACGUAGGAAAGGCACUGCUUCAUAGCUAUUCAAGCACUUCAUCAGCUCAAAGUCCGGAACAUGUCUCAAGUAACCGAGGCUGCGUCUGAGGCCGUUAGUGCAGUUAAAUUUAGUUUCAUGACGGCCGAAGAGGUAAGGCGGCUAAGCCUGGUGAAGAUUACCAAUCCAGUACUUAUUGAUUUGGUAGGGAAUCCUACUCCAGGCGGAUUAUAUGACCCAGCAAUGGGCCCCUUUGAUGACAAGAAUCCGUGUAAAUCAUGUGGUCAGCGCUCAUUUCACUGUCCAGGCCACUGUGGGCAUAUUGAUCUUGUUUCUCCUGUCUACAACCCAUUGAUGUUUGAUAUGCUGAACAUUUUUCUGCAAAAAACAUGCCUGUUUUGUUUUCAUUUUAUCUCAGGAAGGGAAGAGGUUGAGACCUGUGCAUCCCAGCUGAGACUAAUAUCAAAAGGUGAUAUUAUUGGGUCCAGGAGAGUAAGUCCAGAAGACAGGGCUAAAAAAUUUUCAGAUGAUUUUGUUGUUCAUGAUCCUUCUGACUGUGAGGGAAGCCAUAUGUCUGGUCUUACAGAUGAUUUUGGCUUACAAGAUCAUUCUGACAGUAUCAAAUUGCUGCCAUGUUGGGACAAUUUUCAGUUUACUGAAGCUAUGACAGUUUUAAAUAAGUUCUUGAAAACAAAGUCUUCUGGUAAGGACCGUAAGUGCAGCACUUGCAAAGCAAAAAAUCCGAAGAUCAGUAAACCAACUUUUGGAUGGUUUCGUAUGGAUGGUUUAGAAAAUAAAUCACUUCGAGAAAAUAUCAUUGGAGGCCAUAAGUUGGAGAGAUGGAGCACGAUUCAAGCACAAGAUAACCCUGAGGUAGCGAAUGACUUUGAGACAGCUGAAACCAAUUCAUUCGUGACAACUUCUGAUGAAAUAGGAAAACCUACGGCACAUGGAAACCGUGAAAAGCAGAAACAAAUUCUUUCAGGAACUCUCUUACCCUCUCAGGUCAGAGACAUUUUACGUCUCUUGUGGGAAAAUGAAGCUUCUAUCUGCUCCUUCAUCUCUGAUAUUCAGUCCCAGAAUCUUAACAAACCUGGCAUGGGAGCAAGUUACUAUAUGUUCUUCUUGGAGGCCAUUCUUGUCCCACCUAUCAAAUUCCGGCCACCUGCUAAGGGAGGAGACUCUGUAAUGGAGCAUUCACAUACAGUUUUGUUAAACAAGCUUUUGCAGUCGAAUAUAGAAUUAAGAAACGCUCAUGUUAACACUGCUGAACGCUCUAAGAUCAUCAGGCGAUGGAUGGAACUUCAACAAUCUGUAAACGUACUAUUUGAUAGCAAAACUGCAAUGAAUCCAGGUAAAAAAGAUGGGACUAGUGGCAUAUGCCAAUUGCUGGAAAAGAAAGAAGGUAUAUUCCGCCAGAAAAUGAUGGGGAAGAGGGUCAAUUUUGCGUGCCGGUCUGUUAUAUCUCCAGACCCUUAUUUGGCAGUCAAUGAAAUUGGUGUCCCUCCUUAUUUUGCUUUGCGCCUGACCUACCCAGAGAGAGUGACUCCUUGGAAUGUUGUAAAAUUGAGGGAUGCUAUUACCAAUGGGCCUGAAAUCCAUCCUGGAGCCGUGUCAUAUUCUGACAGAAUUUCCACAGUCAAGCUGCAAAAUAGAAUGCUGCGUGCAGCAGUAUCUCGGAAAUUGCCUUCAUCUAGGGGAGUGUUAACACAACCUGGAAAGAGCAGUGAGUAUGAAUUUGAGGGAAAAAUUGUUUACCGUCACUUGCAGGAUGGGGAUGUCGUGCUUGUCAAUAGACAGCCAACACUUCACAAGCCCAGUAUUAUGGCACACGUAGUUCGUGUUCUGAAAGGGGAGAAAACUCUUCGCAUGCAUUAUGCUAAUUGCAGUUCUUACAAUGCCGAUUUUGAUGGUGAUGAAAUGAAUGUCCAUUUUCCUCAAGAUGAAGUUUCCCGUGCUGAAGCAUAUAACAUUGUAAAUGCUAAUGAGCAAUACAUCGUUCCUACCAAGGGAGAUACUGUUCGAGGCCUGAUUCAGGAUCAUAUUGUAAGUGCAGUCAUUCUUACAAUGAAGAGUACAUUUUUAACUCUUGAUGAGUUCAACCAACUCCUCUAUGGUUCUGGUGUGUCCAUGGGGGGGCAUAGGUCAUUUUCCGGUGGUCACUCUCAGAAAGUUUCUACUGUAGAUUCUGAGAGCUCUCUGCAGCCUAUCUUGCCUGCUGUCUGGAAACCGAAGCCUCUUUGGACCGGAAAGCAGGUCAUUACUGCAGUUUUAAACCAUUUGACAAGAGGUUUUGCACCUUGUACCAUCAGAAGCAAAGGAAAAAUUCCAGAGAAAUACUUCUCAAAAGAUAAAGACAAUACUGUUGAUAGUAAGUUUAUAAUUUGGAAAAAUGAGCUCGUACGUGGUGUAAUUGACAAGGCACAGUUUGGAAAGUUUGGUUUGGUCCACACUUUUCAGGAGCUAUAUGGGUCGAAUGUUGCAGGGAAUUUGCUCUCUGCUCUAAGUCGUUUAUUUACCAUAUUCUUGCAGACUCAUGGUUUCACGUGCGGAGUGGAUGACCUUAUAAUAUUGCCCGACUAUGACUCUCAAAGGAAAGAACAACUUGAAGGGGAUGAUGUUGGUGAAGAAGUUCAUGCUAAUUUUGUUAAGUUCAAACCUGGAGAGAUAGGUCCAAGAGAACUCCAGCUUGAAAUUGAAAAGGCAAUUUGCAUGGAUAAAGAAAAUGCUAUAGCUUCCUUGGACAUGAAGAUGAAAAACCAACUUAAUAAAAAAGCAAAAAACAUGGACAAAGAUUUGCUUCUCAAAGGAUUAUUGAGACCAUUUCCCAAGAAUUGCAUCUCUCUUAUGACGGUCACUGGGGCUAAGGGCAGUACGGUUAAUUUUCAACAAAUAUCAUCAUAUCUGGGCCAACAAGAGCUCGAAGGAAAACGGGUACCUAGGAUGGUUUCUGGGAAAACUUUGCCAUGCUUCCCCCCUUGGGACUUCACCUCCAGGGCAGGAGGCUUUAUCACCGACCGAUUUCUUACUGGACUUCGUCCCCAAGAAUACUACUUUCACUGCAUGGCUGGCCGUGAAGGACUAGUAGAUACUGCUGUUAAGACUUCCCGUAGUGGAUAUCUACAGAGAUGCUUGGUAAAAAAUCUUGAGAGCCUUACAGUAUGCUAUGAUUAUACUGUUCGUGAUGCAGAUGGAUCCAUCAUCCAAUUUUACUAUGGUGAAGAUGCAGUUGAUGUGCAUCGUACUAGCUUUCUGAAAAACCUGAAGGCACUUCAAAAAAAUGAAGAAACCAUCCGUCAAAAGUUUCGGCAUGCACGCGAGUUUAAUUCUUACAUUGAGAAAUUGCCUGAUGGUCUUAAAGAGAAAGUGCAGAAGUUCUUGAUGGAAAGGAAGAAAAAGCUAGAUAAAAAAUCAAAGAAAUUUUUACCAAAGCAUGUGAAAGGGGAAAAUCUUGAGAAACAAGAGGAUCAGCUGAGUGAAGGAAACAACAAGCUGGGGGCCUUUCUUAAAUUAGUGGAACAGAAGUAUUUGCAUAGUCUGGUUGAGUCAGGAGAGCCGGUUGGUGUAAUAGCUGGUCAGUCCAUAGGUGAACCAUCAACUCAGAUGACGUUAAACACUUUCCAUCUCGCUGGCCGUGGAGAAAUGAAUGUUACACUAGGUAUUCCACGUCUUCAAGAGAUUCUGAUGACAGCUUCUGAUGUGAUUAGGACUCCUUUUUUGUCCUGUCCCUUCCUUGGGUGGACAUCAAGGGAUGAUGCCCGGUCUCUUCUCGCAAAAGUUAUGAAGGUCACCAUUGCAGACAUGAUUGAGAGCAUGGAAGUCCAUAUGACACCUUUAGUUAUCGAGAACCAGAUCUCUCGAGUAUUCAAACUUAUUGUGAAGCUCAAGAAACAUGAUUUUGUUUCGUUGAAAGACUGCAAGCGUACCCUCAAAACUACCUUUAUGAGGGGAUUAGAGGAUGCAAUCCAAAAUCAUGUGCAUCUGCUUUCUAAAAUUAGCGGCAUAAAAAAUUUCAAAACCAAUACCCAGCAUUCUGGUGCAUCAGAUGAAUCAGAUGCAGAUGUUCCUGGCUCCGGAUCCCAAUGUGAUACAGUGGGCGAUGAUGAGGAUGAUGAUGAUGAUGAUGAAGAUGGAGCUGAUGAUCUUGGUUCUGAUGCUCAAAAAAGAAAAGAGCAAGCUACGGAUGAGGUAGAUUAUGACGAGGACAAUUCUGACAACGAUGAUCACUCAUCUUUGUCUUCUGAAGUAAAAAAUGAUGAAAUAGAUAAGAUGGAAGAAGAAGAAGCUAGCAUGUUUGAUGAUGAAGCUGAAGAGAGAGAUUCAAAACAGGCUAAAGCAAGGCAAAAAUUGACCAAAUCAACAACAGAUGAAGUAAAGCGGGAAAAGGAAUAUGAUAGAAAGGAACAUGACAGGGCCAUCUUCAGCGCAGUGAAAGGAUCACAUUUUGAAGCCCACUUCAAGCUUAAAAGUAAUGAUCCUCAUAUCUUACUAGCACAGGUGGUCCAAAAGACUGCAAAGAAAGUUUUCAUAAGGAGUUCUGGGAAGAUCCACCAGUGUAGAAUGGUUAAAUAUGAGGUAGAUGAAAAUACAGUGCUUUGGGAUGGGGAGAAAUCGAAUGAAGUGAAGAAGUUUCAAGAUGACGAUAGCAAAGACGCCCCCCUUUACUGGGCACUGAAAGCCGGUGGAGUGGAUUUUGGUGCCUUUUGGGAAAUGCAGGAUAAACUGGAUGUAAAUAGGAUAUACAGCAAUAACAUAUAUGCAAUGUUGAGAACAUAUGGGGUUGAAGCUGCCAGGGCAACCAUCAUCAAAGAGGUGAAGACAGUUUUCGGCAUUUAUGGUGUGGAGAUUGAUUAUCGUCACUUGAGCCUGAUUGCCGACUCCAUGACCCAGACUGGUGGGUACCAAUCCAUGAGUAGACAUGGAAGAAUGGCUGAUUCAUUGUCACCAUUUUUGAAGAUGUCCUUCGAAACAGCAUCAAAAUUCAUAGUUGAAGCAGCAUCUCAUGGGAUGACUGAUCAUCUGGAGACGCCAUCUUCGAGGAUUUGCAUGGGCUUACCCGUGAAGGUUGGUACUGGAUGCUUUGACUUGAUGCAAAAGUUGGAAAUCGACACACACUGAGAACUUAACUCUCACUGUUGUGCAAUCUGUACUACUGUUUCUGAUGUUUAUCAAUCAGAUGUAUACCAGUUUUUAUUUUAUUUAUUUAUUUAGAUUGAAGUGUUGUUUUGGUUAAUUACUAUGAGACGAGGGUUCUUCGUGGCUCAUGAAUUAUUAUAUUUAGCCAUCGAGUGCCAUAAUUUUGCUUCAUAAUGUUAUAUAUAUAUAAUGCUAGUGUGAAUAGAAACCUUCUUUUAUUCAUUCUUAUUAGUACAUUUUGAGUUAUGCACUA
Molecule: messenger RNA, 5689 nt
Organism: Cuscuta epithymum
Lineage: Eukaryota; Viridiplantae; Streptophyta; Magnoliopsida; Solanales; Convolvulaceae
Source: the annotation of a GenBank genome assembly